Messenger RNA from Sporisorium graminicola, 1347 nucleotides. RefSeq lists its product as uncharacterized. Gene Ontology annotation, molecular function: FAD binding; monooxygenase activity. The coding region runs from base 1 to 1347 and encodes 448 amino acids. Lineage: Eukaryota; Fungi; Basidiomycota; Ustilaginomycetes; Ustilaginales; Ustilaginaceae. The record is from RefSeq and is a predicted model, not a curated record. The transcript has a single exon.
AUGUCCGAGCCAUCAUCAUUCAAGCAGCUCAACGUCGCUGUCCUCGGAGGCGGAAUCGGCGGUUUCGCUACUGCGCUUGCUCUUCGUCGCGCAGGCCACAAGUGCACCGUCUACGAGCGACGCGGUUUCGAUGUUGAGGUCGGCGCUUCCAUCUCGUGUGCUGCCAACGGUACACAAUGGCUUCAUGAUUGGGAGGUCGAUGUCGCUUCUGGUCGCCCCGUCAUCCUCAUGGAACUCACCAUGCGUGACUGGGAGACGGGCGAGAUCCUGAACCAGUACCACCUCGAAGACUACGAAAAGACGUGGGGAAACGUCUACAACAUGUUCCACCGUCAAGACAUGCACAAGAUGCUCAUGGACACCGCCACCUCCAAAGAAGGCAAGGGCACACCGGUCGAGAUCGUCAUGGACCAUGUCGCCGAGAACGUUGACACCGAGUCCGGCAUCGUCACCUUCCGCAACGGAAACAAGGUCACGGCCGACCUCAUCGUUGGUUCCGACGGUAUCCGCUCCAAGGCACGAGCCGCCAUUGGCGUCACUCCCGACAUCAAGUCGGCUCCUCAGACUUGCUACCGCUGCAACGUUACCAAGCAAGAAGUCGAGCGUCUCGGUCUCACCUGGGCUGCCGACCCUGCCAUCCAGUUCUGGGGGGGUUACCCGAAGGGCGACCUCAACCAAUACUACAAGAUUGUCAUGAGCCCAUGCGCAGGCGGUGACGUUGUUUCGUUCUACUGCUUCAUGCCUACCGAGCUCACCAAGCACCAGUCGGAAGGCUUCGUCUUUGAAGAGGUCCCGCCCGAGGAGAUCUUGGCGGGAGACUACUCGAAGCUCGACCCCCUCUGCGUCAAGCUCAUCCAGAAUUCGGUGGAGCGCAAGCCAUGGCGACUGUAUGUUCACCAGCCGUACUCGCACUGGUACAAGAAGCAGACGUGCAUCCUCGGCGAUGCUGCCCACCCCAUGAUGCCUCACCAGUCUCAAGGUGCUUGCCAGGCCAUCGAGGAUGCUGCCGCUCUGGGGGUCAUCUUCUCGAAAGAGUACAACUUUACCAACAACAUCGAGGCCGGUCUCAAGCUCUACCAGGACAUUCGCAAGCCACGUGCUACGCGUGUUCAGCAGGCAUCCACCGCUGCGCUCGAGAACCUCAACGAGCGCAUCGGCUUUUCAUCGUUGAGCGCACCCGACGCCGCGCUCGCUGCCAAGGAGAACAAGCUGACGGUCAACGAGAUGAACACGUACGACAUGAAGAAGCAUAUUCGCGAGACGGUGUAUCCAGGCUCCAAGGUGGCUAGCGCGUCCAACACUGCCGUCGUCCCGCCAAGCUCAACAGCCAUUGCCGCUGAUGCAUAA